Messenger RNA from Gopherus evgoodei (Goodes thornscrub tortoise), 2482 nucleotides. Its product is annotated as tRNA selenocysteine 1-associated protein 1-like. The record is from RefSeq and is a predicted model, not a curated record. Gene Ontology annotation, molecular function: RNA binding. NCBI's taxonomy places the organism in Eukaryota, Metazoa, Chordata, Testudines, Testudinidae. The coding region runs from base 409 to 1206 and encodes 265 amino acids. The transcript is spliced from 10 exons.
UUGGAGAAACAGGCGUUGCUACGGGCAGCCUCCGCGUGAGGUCCCGGGCGGGGGCGGAAGUAGGACCCGUCCUGCUCCUUAUGGCGACGUCGUGGAUGGGAGACUGAAAAGAUCAGAUGACAACUAUCAAGCUCAGAGAAUAAAAUACCAAAAAUAUUGUUUCGUAUAGAAGACCAUGACAACUGUGAUCAAGAUAUUAUUGCAUCACUUUUUUUUCUGAUACAAUUUUUCUGCGGUCAAAUAGCUUUUUUAAAUUGUGCUGCAGCUUGCAUUAAAUGUGCACACAGAGUGAGGAUCAGAAUAAAUUGUGAAGCAGUGCAGCAUUCCUUGUGAAGAAAACUUCUGAACAGUGGCAAACCAGGCGUUUUCCCCAGAGGCUGCUUUCCCUCAUGGGAGGCGGAGGGAGAGAUGGGACCCCAGGCUUCUUUCAAGGGCAAGCAGGAUACAAUGGGAAAGAACAAAAGAGAGUCCCUACAAACCUAUAGCUGGUGGAGAGGACCACAGAAAAAGCGAAAGAAAAAGAACAAAAUAAAAGCAGGAAGAACAGACUAUGUUAGUGUUGUUAAUCUUCCAAUCAGACCAGAUUUCUCAAUAGUUGUAGGAGAGCUAACUCCUGAAGUGGAUGAUUUUCAGCUCUAUGACUACUUUGUGAAAAGGUACCCUACAUGCAUUGACUGCAAGAUAGCCACAGACCUACUGGGAUACUCCAGGGGGUAUGGCUUUGUCAGAUUUGGUGAACAAGGUGAUCAGAUGAGAGCACUGCAAGACUGCCAAAAUGCACCAGGUCUAGGUGGAAAACGAAUCCGACUGAGUAUAGGAAUUUCUAAAAGAAUGAAAGCAGAAUUCCAGCGGUAUCAGUCCUAUAACUAUAAUGAUUAUUGUCAAGAUUAUCAGAACUACUACUCACAGUGGGGUUAUGAUCCUUAUGCUGAUUACAACUAUAGCUAUCAUUCCUAUGACAACAUGCAAGCUGUUGGAGAUUCUGCUAUAAGAGAUUCAAUUGUGACUCCAGCUGUAUUUGAGGAGACCCCAAUUGUGACUGAAAGCAAUGAUGAACUAAUAACUGAAGAUCCACAGCUCCAUCUGGAUAUUGAUGAAAUGAACAGAGAAUUUAUGGAGAGAAGUGAAGAACUCUAUGACUCACUCAUGAAUUGUCAUUGGCAGCCUCUGGAUACGGUCACCUCUGAAAUACCUACUGCUUUCUAAAAGUGUCUCUUUCAUGAAUAUAUAGCAUGACCGUUAUGACCAAGGUGCUAACAUUACAUUUCUUCUACAUUACUCUAGACCCUAAGUUUUAAAGCACAAGGAUGGGUUGCUGUCAAAAGCUUAGCAAAACAACCUUUGUAAUUUUUGUUCAUCACUCUACUCAUGAAGCAUCUUGAAAUCAUGUAAAUAUUCUAGAAAUGUAAAGAGUUGACUAGAAUCUCAAGAUAGACUUGCUUGUGUAAAUAAAAACUCGUUUCUGCAAACCUGUCAGUGGGGAAUUUCACUUCUUCACAUGUAAGUAGUUGGUACACAUUCUCUCUUGGGCUUGCAAAAUCCAAAUGGUCUCGUUUCCAUAACUUUCUAAUUUUUACUUUGGAACUGACACCAUGCUAUAGAAUGGCUAUAGCUAGAGUGAACACCACAUCUAUAUUUAUUUGGUACUAGAUGUAAAGAUAUUCUGAAGAUAGUGUUGGCUCAAUUAGCUAGCAACCAUGAGUCUUAGGGACUCCCACACUUGGGAAUGGAGCAUUCAUUCCCAUGGCUCUCCUGCAGCCUCCUGACACUGAAGAAUUGCAGCUGGUCAGCCACUUGCUCCAUUACUGUUUUAGUUUUUUAAUAAACUGAUUUAAACUAGUUAGAGGCCUCCUUAACUUCUGCAGAUGGGGCAGUUGGCAUCUGGCACUUCUGUCCUCCUAUUUAAUAUGUCUUUCAGCAGUCCACUUCUAUUUGCAUAGUGUCCAAAGGUUCACGGAAACCUUUGAAAAUAUCCUUGUCAUCUGACAUUUACUUACGUACAGAGAGCCCAAUAUAUAUAUCAUGUAUCCUUAUAAUCCUACUGUGAGAACUCAUUCUUCUGUACCUUGCUUUCCUCACUGCAUUUCUUUUCUGGCCCUUUGUCAUGCAAGUAAGUUGUACCAACUCAGAUUUCUGUUAAUUUUAGGGUUCUUUACAUUCAAACUCUGUGCCAAGUUCAGCUGUAACAUGCAACAGGAGGAGUGUACAUUACAUUUUAGUAAAAGGUUAUACAGAGACUCCAUCUGGACUUAAAUGUUCUCAUAUUCACACCCUGUGUGUUUGGGGGGAGCUGGAAGAAGAUGUGUAUGUUCCUCCGUUUCUUUCAGUUGGACUCUGAAUUGGAGGAGUUGAAAGACUUCACUACCUAUAUAUAGGAUUUUAAUCUUUAAGGACAAUGAAGUAUGUUGCAGAUACAGGGAUCCCUUCACUAUGUGUGUAGUUUGAGCCUGAGACUGAAGAAUAAAGUUCUGAAGGAGCCAUA